CCUGGGCGGUCGUUGGCCACCUGGCGGAAGUGCAUACCGGAAGUGCCGUCGGUGGGUGUGUAAGUCGCGGUCGGGCUCUCUGAGGAGGCUGCCGCGGUGGUGAGUCCGUGGAUGUGGUAGAGCGGCGAGGGUGAUUGUGAGAACCCCACGCCUGGACCCCUGAAGUCAAAGCCAAGAGCCUGGGGCUGCACUGGUGUAUAUGAUCAACGAGAAGGCGGCAGUGGCCCUGGAAACAAACUCGUCUCUGCAAGAGUCAUUAGCAACUUGGGACCUCUGCCCAGGACUGAGACCUCAGGCGCUUCCUACCCUGGAGCUGCUGAGCUCAAGCAGUGUGGAGACAGAGCAGAGGUGAUGGAGCCUGAGGUACCAGGACCUGAUUCCAAACCAGAUGUGAUCUCUACGCUGGAGCAGUGGGAGGACCCAUGGACUGCGGAAAGAGACAUCCCAAGUCCUUGAGGAAUCGCCACACUGUCUUCCACAAUGGUUGAACUAAUUUACACUCCCACCAACAGUGUAAAAGUGUUCCUGUUUCUCCACAUCCUCUCCAGCAUCUGUUGUCUCCUGAUUUUUUAAUGAUCGCCAUUCUAACUGGCGUGAGAUGGUAUCUCAAUGUAGUUUUGAUUUGCAUCUCUCUGAUAACCAGUGACGAUGAGCAUUUUUUCAUAUGAUUGUUGGCCUCAUGUAUGUCUUCGUUUGUAAAGUGUCUGUUCAUAUCCUUUGCCCACUUUUGAAUGGGCUUGUUGGUUUUUUUCUUGUAAAUCUGUUUUAGUUCUUUGUAAAUUCUGGAUAUCAGCCUUUUGUCAGAUGGGUAAACUGCAAAAUUUUUUUCCCAUUCUGUUGGUUGCCGACUCACUCUAAUGACUGUUUCUUUUGCCGUACAGAAGCUGUGGAGUUUGAUUAGGUCCCAUUUGUCUAUUUUGGCUUUUGUUGCCAAUGAAAAGCAGAGAUUUAUUAAAAGUGAAAGUACACUCCACAGUAUUAGGAGCAGGUCCGAGCAUAGGGGCUCAAGAGCCCCGUUACAGAAUUUUCUGUGGUUUAAAUACCCUCUAGAGGUUUCCACUGGUUAUUUGGUAUAAGCCCUAUGUAUGUGAAGAGGAUGAAGUAAAAUUACAAAGUUAUUUACUCACUGUACCCCCUAUAUAAAUGGAGAGGAUAUUUCCUGAAGUUUCCAUUUGAUUUACUUCUAGGAAGUCCUUAGGUUGCCUGCCUCCAGACCCUAUUUCCCUGCCUCACCCUCAUCCCUCACCCUCAGGCCUCACAACACUUCCGAAACCUCUGCGUCUUGCCUUCCGCGCAUCCCCUCCUUCUCUCCCGUUCACCGCCACCCCAGUCCCACAAAGGCCCGUGUGGGAUUCCGCGGCCCUCGUGCAAACCAACAGCAACUACAAUUCCCAGCUGGCGCCGCGCCUGGGUACGCCUGAGCUCCCGGAGCACGCCGGGAGUUGUAGCCCUGGCGGGCGCGGGCCCCUGGAACACGCUGGGAACAGUGCUCCGGGUCGGCGGGCGAGCAAGCUGGCUCGUCGCUGCCGGCGCCUCCCGAAGGGUCCGCCGGCUGUGCUGGUGAGGCUCAGGUCCGAGGCUCCAGCAUCCUGUAUAUCACUGAGCACUGCUGCCCGAUGGCCAUCCCCAAGCACUCCCUGAGCCCAGCACCAUGGGAAGAGGACAGCUUCCUUCAAGUGAAGGUAGAGGAGGAAGAGGAAGCCAACCUCUCCCAGGACCAAGAAUCCAGCCAUGACCACAUCGCUCACCCUGAGGCUGCACGCCUGCGCUUCCGGCACUUCCGCUAUGAGGAGGCAUCCGGUCCAUAUGAGGCCCUGGCCCAGCUCCGACAGCUGUGCUGUCAGUGGCUGCGGCCCGAGGUGCGCUCCAAGGAGCAGAUACUGGAGCUGCUGGUGCUGGAGCAGUUCCUGGGUGUGCUGCCCCCCGAGAUCCAAGCCUGGGUAGGAGCCCAGAGCCCCAAGAACGGAGAAGCUGCUGCUGUGCUAGUGAAGGAUAUGACUCAGGUGCUGGACAAGAGAGGAUGGGAUCCUGAAGCCGAGCUCACAGAGGCAAGCUGCAAGCAGAGUGACCUGGGAGAGUCGGAGCCAUCAAAUGUGGUCACUGAGACCCUCAUGGGAGGUGUUUCCCUCAGACCCACCUUUGUCAAGGCCUGUGAACCCGAGGGCAGCUCAGAGAGAACGUCUGGACUGUCAGCAGAGAUCUGGACAAAGUCUUUCACCCAGCACAUCAAUUUCCAGAAAACUUCAGGGCCUUACAAGGAUGCCCCCACAGAACAGCCUGGCCGUGAACCUGGUGCCUUGAGGAACAGUUCUAGUGUGUGGCCAAACUUUACCUCCCAAGAGAAGGCUCCUUCAGAAGAGAAAUGUGAUCUGGUGGAUGCUUCUGGGACAGAGCCUGCACAUACAUACUCAGGGAAGAAGUCCUCCAAGUGUCACGAGUGUAGGAAAAUGUUCCAGAGUGCUUCGGCACUCGAGGCGCACCAGAAGACCCAUUCUCGGAAGACACCAUAUGCCUGCAUCGAGUGUGGGAAAGCCUUCAGCCGGAGCACACACCUCGCCCAGCACCAGGUUGUCCACACAGGGGCGAAGCCCCAUGAGUGUAAGGAAUGUGGGAAGGCCUUCAGCAGAGUCACCCACCUGACUCAGCACCAAAGGAUUCAUACUGGAGAGAAACCCUACAAGUGUGGGGAAUGUGGUAAAACCUUCAGCCGCAGCACUCACCUGACCCAGCACCAGCGGGUGCACACCGGGGAGCGGCCCUACGAGUGUGACGAGUGCGGGAAGGCCUUCAGCCAGAGCACGCACCUGACUCAGCACCAGCGCAUCCACACCGGGGAGAAGCCCUACAAGUGUGACGCGUGUGGGAGAGCCUUCAGCGACUGCUCAGCCCUGAUCCGACAUCUGAGAAUCCAUUCUGGAGAGAAGCCGUAUCAGUGUAAGGUUUGUCCAAAGGCCUUUGCACAGAGCUCCUCCCUCAUUGAGCACCAGAGGAUCCACACAGGGGAGAAGCCUUACAAGUGCAGCGACUGUGGAAAAGCCUUUAGCCGCAGCUCAGCCCUUAUGGUUCACCUGCGGAUCCACAUCACGGUACUGCAGUGACUGGAAGUGGCCCCUGGGGCCAUAGCACAGCCUUUUCUUGAGGCUCAACGUCUAAGAGAAAUGCUGAGUUCCUAAAGAGCAACAGACAGGGUGGGUGAUUGAUGAGUUGCAGAAAUGAGAGGUGCCUGAGGGCAGACUCUGGCGUCUAGGAACAACUCUGCAUUUAGGACCCCUGAUGAGCACAAAGCGAUUCAGGCCAGUUGGAGAAGCUUCCAGAAGGGCCCUGCCCUGCUACCCACUGUUUCCCACUCAAGGCUGUCCCAGAGAGAAGGCAGCUGAGCCAAGGAUUGAGAUUGGUUCUGAGGGCCAGGGCAGGUGGAACUCCAUUCCAGGAUGCUCUGGCCAGGCCGACUGUAGCUCGUGCUCAUGUGACUCUUCUUCCAUUGAGAUUGGUUCUGAGGGCCAGGGCAGGUGGAACUCCAUUCCAGGAUGCUCUGGCCAGGCCGACUGUAGCUCGUGCUCAUGUGACUCUUCUUCCUGCUUUUCUGCUGCUUAGCCCAGAAGGGACACCUGCCAUGCCCACCUCUGUGCCUUGGCACCUACUGUUUCCACUCCAGCCUAUUUUGUGCCUGACUGCAAGGCUGACUUGUGAGGCCACCUCUUCGUUGAUGCCCUCUCCACAGCCUCUGCCUCUCAUGGUUUCCUGUCUUCAUCAGUAGUGCUGCUUGACACCUGCCCAACCUGUUUCUCUCUCUCCUUUCCUUCCAUAUCCCACCAGUCACCAGCCCUGUCGGUUUAACCUAAAGCUCUUCUCUAAUUCGUCUCCAUUUCCACUACUGUCACCUUAUGUGAGCCCUCAUUGCCUCUUGCCUGGAUUAUAGCAGGAGUCUCCUUCCUGACCCCUUCUUGCCUUUAUUCUCUGCCCCUCUGUCACUCUCCAGGAGAGCCCUAUUACCCAAAUCUGAUUGUGUCGCUCCAUGGUGGAAAGUUCUCUAAUCCAUCACCUUCUACAGGAGAGCUUCCUGAACAGGGUGUAAGUCUGCUGAGAUAGGCCAUUCUGGGCCCUGAGCAACCUUUCCAAUUGUCCUCAUAUUCGUUUAUGAAUAUCGUCAUUUUUCUGUGUGCACAGCAACGUAAAAUGGCCUCAUCUCAUACCAUGGCUGCACCUUCCAUACACCAGCCCGUGGAACUACUCUGGUUCCCAAAGGAACCAUACAUUUUCCCCACCUAUGUGCCUUUGUACUUGUGCCUGGGACCCUCCUCUCCUUUUUUACCUAAGAUGUUUCCAGUGUCUCCCAAAGAAGCCUCCUGAUCUCCUGGAGCAGACUGCAGCUUGCCCUGUCUGCUUCCCGGGCACCUCCUAGUUACCUCUCUUACACCUCCUACCACGUUGUUUUACUUAUUUGCUCCGGGUAGAGCUUAUAGUAUGUUUUUUUUCCAAGGAUACUAUGAGCUCCUGAGAGCAGGGGUCAUGUCUUACUCAGAAUCUACAACGCACACAAGACUCGGUAGGCCUUGACUGAUGUCUCUUGCAUGAACGUGACUGGUGCCUUCCAGGAGGUACUCACCAUGCUCUGCCCCAUAUUGUCCUUACAUAUGUUUUCAUGGAUGUCUCCUCACCAGCUUGAACCCUGCAGAGUAAGAACAAUCUGACUUUCCUGGGGGGCCAGCACCCAGAUAAGCCUGGCAUGCUGUGGUCUCAAUAAAAUGUUACUGUA
Callithrix jacchus (white-tufted-ear marmoset) is the source of this 4756-nucleotide messenger RNA. Lineage: Eukaryota; Metazoa; Chordata; Mammalia; Primates; Cebidae. The record is from RefSeq and is a predicted model, not a curated record.